UACUCAUGAGGAAAUGCUAUCUGCUUCGAGCUAUUCGCAUGCAGACGCAAUCCAAGUACAUAACGCGACUCAACAGUACACAAAAGACUACAUAAACCUAAGCACAUCGCAAAAAGUAGCUCAGAGCAUACUACCAACUGACAUUGGCUACGGAAGCCCCAAUCCUAAUUUGCCAUGGCGUGUACCACCAUGUAACGGGUUCCCUGCAGCACCGCCACUUGCGCCGCUGCCGUAUGAAGCUGGCACAGCCUUGAACGAGCUAGGCUUGUACUAUCACCUAGAUGCGGGUUCACUGCUGGGUAGUAAGCGUCACGGAGGAAUGAUUCCGUGGGAUGUGGACGUAGAUAUUGUCAUACCCGUACGAAGAAACUUACAUCUCUUUGGUUCGGACUUUGAGUGCAAUGAUUUCGACGUCAGGACAGCAGAGCUUCCAUUCACUCGGGCGUUGGAGGGAAGCUCGGUAGAGAGUCUGUGCGGACUCUCCAAGCGGGCGUUUGCGGCGAAGUACCUGUUCCGUAUACUGGAUGGCUACUUUCAAAGCUCGGGCAUAAGAGUCAAACUCAAACCUGAGGGAAAGCAAGCCGUCCUCAAGUUCUUCACAUUCUGUCGGGGCGAAAUCACUGAGGAGGUCAAUCUACCAGGCGGUGGUUACUACGACCGAAAAGAGAGGAACGGCACCAUGUGCGAGCUGAUGCGGUUCGAUGUGUUUGUGGACUUCAACCCACACACGGGCGAUGGUGCUUGUACAUGCCCGUGGUAUUACACACACGCCUUGUGCCCUAUGGACAGCCACCAAGUGCUCGUGAACAACUUCGGACCAACAUAUAUGGAGCCUGUCAAGGAAACCGACAUGAUAGACACAGUCGACACGCACGCAACAGCCAGUGAUUCACAACCCGGUGGCGUAGAAGGGGUUGACAGCCCCCCUGAACGCUAUGUGCCGCUACUCACUUAUCCGCAAGCCCAGCUUACGUACGAACGCUUAGGCGUACACCAGUUCUCGUGGAUGAACGAAAGCCUACCAUCGGCAAACCUUCUGUACCACCUGGAGCCGCUCUUAAAGAUCAAAGCCAUACUGCAUGAACGAGUACAAGACCAUCAACGGGCCUUGAUGAAGGCAGCAAAGAAGCGCGACACAAUAAAUAUUGUUCAGCAAGACUGAGAGAUUAUGAGAUUCGGCUGGACUACCGCGAUAUAGCUCUCUGGCCCUUUGAUGGCUUAUGCUGGAUCAACAAUUGGAUGCGUACGUUACAGUUUACCAGCGAUAUCGUACAGCUUUCUGUUAUCUGUGAGCUCCUUCUCUAUACUUAUCUCGUUGAGUCUAGCGUAGGAUGAAGACAACCCAAAAAAUAAACUUAGAGAAGUGGAU
Molecule: messenger RNA, 1369 nt
Organism: Sphaeroforma arctica JP610
Lineage: Eukaryota; Ichthyosporea; Ichthyophonida
Exons: 8
Coding region: 14-1162 (382 amino acids)
Source: RefSeq, a predicted model, not a curated record